CUCCACACCUCCCCCCCCCUUCAAUCCGACGAGAACUCGACCACCACCUCCUCCACCCCUUACGGCUCAGAAUAGUGCACACGACAGUUGUUGUUUUUCUCUUCUUUCCUUUCCUCUUUCCCUACUGCUCCUUUUCUCUUCUAGUGUGCGCGCAGGCGACCUUUUCCCCCCCAUCUCUCCCUCCUUCCUCCUCCCCCUCCCCUCCUCUCUGACCUGGACCUUGGCCUUGACACGGUUCCUCGUCACCUCCGCACACUCCGCCCGCCCGUCCUAUCCGAAUCACCACCCUUCCACCCCCUCCUUGGCCUCCUCCUGCUUAACCCUUCCCCUUGGUUGAAUAACCUCUCUCUCUCUCUCUCUCUCUCUCGACCAGGCUACUCUAUCGUGGCCUCAUCGUCGGUGUCCAUGAGGAGCACAUCAUGCACGCCAUGAAUAAGAUAGCAAACAUGAGAAACUGGUCAGAGCGGAUGAGUCCCGCCUUUGGCAUGUCCUCGAGGCCCAGCGUGGGUAUGUCGAUGCAGGGUCUCCAUCCACACCAUAAGAUCACGCCUCAGGGCGCCUCUCCCAUAACGCCUCCACAGAUUGGUGACUCGGUCAUCCAUCAUGCCUUCAAUGUUCCCUUCGCCUCCGAGCUCGCCGGCCCCGACACCGAGGACAUCCUCCAUGCCACCACCGACGCUGUCCUCAGGUGGACGCACCCUGCUGAGGCCCCUGAUGACGUUCCCGUCCACGAGCUGCCCGUCCACGCCGACAAUCUAGGCCGACUGAGGAAGAUGUGUAAGGACAUCACCAACAGCCAGCUGCCCAUCGAGGCCCACGUCAUCUCCACCACGCCCAAGCAUAUCAAGGGCCAGGUCACUACCGUCUGCCUCUCGGGCUCUCUGGACCUGGUCUGGCAAACUAGGGAGAAGCUCAUGAACGAGACCCCUCUAUCUCUGCGCUGUACCACUGUGGAUAUCGACGGAGACAUGGUCGCCGACCUCAACGCCGGCUCUCUUAAGCAGACUGUGAUCGAGACCCUCGACAGCAUAUCGGCCUUCUGUGGCGUCGACAUUUUCUUGCUCGGACCUAAGCUGACACCGCUUGUUGACGGCGUGAAUGGUGAUGUGGAGAUCCGGAGGGACCAGCGAUGGAGAGUGGCCAUCUACGGUGACAUAUUGUCCACAGAACACGCAAAGACUCGCGUUCUGGUCUCCAUCGAUCAAUGGCUUGGUCGGGUUAUCGAUGCUAUGCACAUGGAUCUCUCGAUCCAGCAGCUCAUUUGCGGCCGAAACCGAAAGAACAUCAAGCUGAUCGAGUCCGCUACCGGCACUGCUAUCUACUUCCCACCGCCCUUCUCGACUUACUUCCGGUACUGCCCUGGCAACGCCCAACCCCGGAACCCGAACGAGCUCCUCAUCACCGGCGACAAGCCCCGACAGAUUGAGCUUGCCAAGCUCAAGCUGCGGGAUCUGCUGAGCCGCGUCCGGCUCUACGUCAAGGAUGUCCCGAUGCCGGCCGAAAAAAUCGAUACCAUCCUCCUGACGCGUCUCGACAAGGUCCGCAAGAUCGUCGAGACCAAUGGGUCCUAUAUCCAGUUCCCCCCCUUGGGGUCGAGGCAGAACACGGUCAGGGUACAGGCUACCGAGAACCUGCAUAUCGAGCGUACAGUUCGGGAGCUUAUGACCCUCGCUGGACAGUUCUAUAGCGGUUUUUGGGCGGCUCAGCCGGACGGCCGGAGGCUGCCGGAGGACAACGACAUCAGGAUCAUGCUUGGCGACAUUUGUGCCAACUCCGACGCCGAGAUCUCUUUCCAGCGACUGUCGUUUACCAUCGACGGUUCUGACGAUGCGGUCAAGGCCGCGCUGCAUGUGAUAUCCCAGAUCAGAUUUGUGACACAGUCGCAAUACACCAUCAGGGUGAAGAUCGAACUUGCCAAUGAGCACAAGGAGUUUGUGAGCGGCAAGAAGAACGGCAAGAUCAACAAGAUCAUGGGACAAAGCAACGUCCAGAUCAUGUUCGAGAACUUCGGAGAGUACAACUUCAACAUUGACGUCAACGCCUCGUCCUACGACUCUAUGAAGCAGGGUCUGGGCCUGGUGGAGCAGGAGAUGCCCGCUUCUAUCUCGUUUCACGUGCCUGAUCAGUACCACAAGCGGAUCAUUGGUAUCGGCGGCCAGCACAUCCAGCGCAUCAUGAAGAAGCACUCCGUCUUCGUCAAGUUCUCCAAUGCCCAGGAGCGCAACGGCAUGAUCCGAGAGGAUGAUGACAACACGCUGGACAAUGUGAUCUGUCGGACACCGGCUCGCAAUGCGCAGAGCCUCGAACUCGUCAAGUCGGAGAUCCUGGAAAUGGUGGACCGCGUUGAUUCCGAAUUCACCUCUCAGGUUGUGCCUGUGGACCGUCUCUACCACCGUCAGCUGUUGGCCCGCCUGUCCGACAUUGCGAUCAUGGAGAAGAAGUGGAACUGCAAGAUCAUCUUCCCUGGCACGGAACAGGCGAGCGAUGAGGUUACCUUCACUGGGCCUCAAUGGCAGGUGCCUCUUUGUGUUGAUGAGUUUCUCGGAAUGGUACCUGACAACCACGAGGUGGUGCUGGCUCGCACUCCCGUGCUGAUCAAAUACCUCGAGUCUCCGGAUUUUGUCAACGAGGUUGUGCCGAAGCUCAAGGCCCAGCACGAAGUCGACCUCACCGUCCACGAGAAUACCUCGGAGCUGACGGAUGACGGCCAACCCACUGUCACGCUCUUGUGGACCUUCACCCGCAACAACGCUGGUGGUCUGCGCGAUGCCAUGGAGCUCCUGCAUGGCCACUUCGCCACUGCAGGUGUCGAAGAGACUAUCAUCAAGGGAUCUAUCCCCCGGCCCAAGUCCGAUACAUUCGAGGAGUCACUCCCGUACUUCGAUUCCAAGCUGCUGCAGCAUGCACCCACGACAGUCGCGACCGACUCCCCUACCAAGUCCGCCUUUGGUGACGAGGUUGCUCGCGAGCGCAGCACCAUUUUUGACAAGCUCCGCAAGCCCGGAAGCAUGUCUUCGAUUUCUUCUUUCCUGGACCGCCGCAAGAACAGCUCCCACUCGGCCACCGUCUCUUUGUUCAAAGGCUCGAGCAACGUGUCCAAGUCUUCGCUUAUCUCGAUUGAAUCGACCCGCAGCUUCCACGCCGACCGAAACCCGUGGAACGACAGCGGUGUAAACCUACCCGACGACGACAGCCCCUGGCCGAGUCGCCCCUUUGGAAACAGCUCCGGUGAUAAGCUGACGCCCAACGGCGUCCCUCAACCCGGCGAUGUUACCCCCCGCCACAAUACCCGACAGUCAGCAGACAGCGGCCGUCCUUCCACCUCUCACUCUACGAAUUCUGGAUACCCCGGUCCCAUCGGACCUUAUCGUUAGAUUCUUGGCUCUUAGAAAUUCGACGUCCAAAUACCCCGGCUGGAUAUACCCUGGCGCGAAAAAAAUACCCAGACAGUUUGUGUCACGCAUUUGGUCGGCUCUAUUUCCUUGUUCGACCCCUGAUUUCGACCAUGUCGUAUGGUCCUUGUGUUGUUUCUCACGGACGGCAGUGCUAUUCUCAGCAGUUCCAUCCUCGUUCAAAACGAGGGUUGCUUACUGAAUGGGGCAGGCAAUACCGUGUGGGCGACACUUCAAGGACGAUCCGAUAUGGCCUCCUCUGUUCUUCUUCCUUUUCGUUCUUUUUCUGUUGCUUGAGAUUUCUUGGCGUUCAUUGGCUUGUCUGAAGAUUUAUCUCGUUUCUUUUCUUUAUUCCCUUUACAGUAUAUCAUCGUCUUUUCAUCGUCCGACUCUUAUCACAUAACACAUACACGAAACCGAAAAGCAGUACACAAGAACGUGUAACACAAGACCACCAAAAAAAGAGAGAAAGGGCUUGCAUGUCAUUCGGACGAAUCGGAUCGCACCUAGGGGACGGGGAUUGAGGUUGAUGAUACCAUUUUCAUGAUAUGGAAGAGGGAUGAGAUGAUGAGUUGGACGGAUGGACAGACGGAUGGAUGGAUGAAUGGACGGACGGUACGAAGUGUACGUGUCAUUGGACCUUUUGUUGAAGGAAUUAAAGAAGCGAUUUACGGGACAGGUUGUUGGGGAUGGGUGGGACCAGGUAGGAAAUUGUAUUCUUAUGGCUUAGUUAUAGCGAUGGCAGAAAUACAGAUGAUACCCAGCGAGUUGGUUUCACACAUUCUCUCUCGAUUCCCCCUCCCCUGAAGCGCAACGACUGCACGACCUCUGAAAACGCACGAGAAAAAGAGAGCAUAUAAAUAGAAGAUGCUUCAUUGUUUUAGGUACUCGCGAUUCCAUACAAGAUCCCGAUGCAAAAUUAUCACACUCGCAAAUGCUAGUAACAAGAAAUAACCACAUAACGCA
Molecule: messenger RNA, 4358 nt
Organism: Cryphonectria parasitica EP155
Lineage: Eukaryota; Fungi; Ascomycota; Sordariomycetes; Diaporthales; Cryphonectriaceae
Exons: 8
Coding region: 420-3374 (984 amino acids)
Biological process (GO): nuclear division
Cellular component (GO): nucleus; cytoplasm
Molecular function (GO): mRNA binding
Source: RefSeq, a predicted model, not a curated record